AUGCCAUAUGGAUUUGGUGAUAUCCGGAAAAUCGACACCAGUCGGUCAUUUGCCAACCUACUGGAACUAAGGUUUGGAGCAUUACCUUCAGAUAAAGCUUGUGAGAUUCACGGCAUUAGCAUUAAACCUUCUCUGGUAACACGGCUCUUAAGCCCUCAAGCGCUCAACAUUCGCAAGGACCACAAUACCCGGUCCCAUGGUGCUGAUGGCGGAAACGUAGUCUCCGUGUGGUCCCUGAUCGGGUUACUUCGAAAUCUCGGUUCACCCGGCGCCACCGUGCCACCAAUCGUGUCCACAGAUAUAGGCGACGUUGCACACGUUCGUAUCUUUGCCCUCGGUGCAAGUUCCAGAUGGUUCGGAGGUACCCUUGCGGCACGCGGUAGAUAG
This is a messenger RNA of Coniophora puteana RWD-64-598 SS2, 387 nucleotides long. RefSeq lists its product as uncharacterized. The transcript is spliced from 4 exons. NCBI's taxonomy places the organism in Eukaryota, Fungi, Basidiomycota, Agaricomycetes, Boletales, Coniophoraceae. The record is from RefSeq and is a predicted model, not a curated record. The coding region runs from base 1 to 387 and encodes 128 amino acids.